UCCUAGUUCGUACGCCAAAGUCAACACUUUCAUAUAAAUAUCUGCUUGUGAGCAAGUACGUUCUUAUGUCAGUUGUACAGUUUAAUUCAGGUACAAACGAACAUAGCGAAAUUUAUUUUGGGACAUCUUUGUGAUACUGUUGGGCGGUUUCACGCGCAUUAAAAAGUCCCUGUUAACGGACACCUCGGAAGGAUACACCAACGACACAAAUAAAGCCCGCGCCCUUUGUUCUGGUGGCGCAGUUGCACUUUGGUAGCCGUGUGGUUCGAGGUAACUGAUUGAAUCUCGCGCAGGACCCGCUCGUCAGCAAACAUGCAGAUAUUUGUGAAAACUCUCACUGGGAAGACCAUCACACUUGAAGUUGAGCCAAGUGACACAAUUGAGAAUGUGAAAGCUAAAAUCCAAGAUAAAGAAGGCAUUCCCCCUGACCAACAAAGGUUGAUCUUCGCUGGCAAACAGCUGGAGGAUGGACGAACCCUGUCAGAUUACAACAUUCAAAAGGAAUCCACUCUGCACUUGGUUCUCCGUUUGAGAGGGGGGAUGCAGAUAUUUGUGAAGACCCUGACAGGGAAGACAAUUACUCUUGAGGUGGAGCCAAGUGACACUAUUGAGAAUGUAAAGGCAAAAAUCCAAGACAAAGAAGGUAUUCCCCCUGACCAGCAGAGAUUGAUUUUUGCUGGUAAGCAGCUGGAAGAUGGCAGAACCCUGUCAGACUACAACAUUCAGAAAGAGUCCACCUUGCACUUAGUUCUUCGUCUCAGAGGUGGGAUGCAAAUAUUUGUGAAGACCCUGACAGGGAAGACAAUUACUCUUGAAGUUGAGCCAAGUGACACUAUUGAGAAUGUAAAGGCCAAAAUCCAAGACAAGGAAGGCAUUCCCCCUGAUCAACAGAGAUUGAUAUUUGCUGGCAAACAAUUGGAAGAUGGAAGAACCCUGUCAGACUAUAAUAUUCAGAAGGAAUCUACUCUGCACUUGGUCCUUCGUCUCAGAGGUGGCAUGCAGAUAUUUGUCAAGACCUUAACUGGGAAGACCAUUACCCUUGAAGUUGAACCAAGUGACACAAUUGAAAAUGUAAAAGCAAAAAUCCAAGACAAAGAAGGCAUUCCUCCUGAUCAGCAGAGAUUGAUUUUUGCUGGUAAGCAGCUGGAAGAUGGCCGCACUCUUUCUGACUACAACAUUCAAAAAGAAUCCACCUUGCACUUAGUUCUUCGUCUCAGAGGUGGGAUGCAGAUAUUUGUCAAGACCUUAACUGGGAAGACCAUUACUCUUGAAGUUGAGCCAAGUGACACUAUUGAGAAUGUCAAGGCUAAAAUCCAGGAUAAGGAAGGAAUUCCUCCUGACCAACAAAGAUUGAUCUUUGCAGGCAAGCAGCUGGAAGAUGGCCGCACUCUCUCUGACUACAAUAUUCAGAAAGAAUCCACUCUGCAUUUGGUCCUUCGUCUCAGAGGUGGGAUGCAAAUAUUUGUCAAGACCUUAACUGGUAAAACAAUUACUCUUGAAGUUGAACCAAGUGACACAAUUGAAAACGUAAAAGCAAAAAUCCAAGACAAAGAAGGCAUUCCCCCUGACCAGCAGAGAUUGAUUUUUGCUGGUAAGCAACUAGAAGAUGGCAGAACCCUGUCUGACUACAAUAUUCAGAAAGAGUCAACCUUGCACUUAGUUCUUCGUCUGAGAGGUGGGAUGCAGAUAUUUGUGAAAACACUGACCGGGAAGACAAUUACUCUAGAAGUUGAACCAAGUGACACCAUUGAGAAUGUUAAGGCAAAAAUCCAAGACAAAGAAGGCAUUCCCCCUGAUCAACAGAGAUUGAUUUUUGCUGGGAAGCAGCUGGAAGAUGGCCGCACUCUUUCUGAUUACAACAUUCAAAAAGAGUCCACCUUGCACUUAGUUCUUCGUCUCAGAGGUGGGAUGCAGAUAUUUGUCAAGACCUUAACUGGGAAGACCAUUACUCUUGAAGUUGAACCAAGUGACACCAUUGAGAAUGUAAAGGCAAAAAUCCAGGAUAAGGAAGGCAUUCCCCCUGACCAGCAGAGAUUGAUAUUUGCUGGCAAGCAGCUGGAAGAUGGCCGCACUCUCUCUGACUACAACAUUCAGAAAGAAUCCACCCUCCACCUGGUCCUGCGUUUGAGGGGUGGGAUUUAAGACAAUCCUUUUAUGCAUCUGCUCUGCAUUACUUGCUUGUUGCACUUUGUUUCAAUAAAGCUAUUGCAUUCCAAAA
Messenger RNA from Xenopus laevis (African clawed frog), 2218 nucleotides. Its product is annotated as polyubiquitin-C. The transcript is spliced from 2 exons. The record is from RefSeq and is a predicted model, not a curated record. Lineage: Eukaryota; Metazoa; Chordata; Amphibia; Anura; Pipidae. Bases 313 to 2142 code for a protein of 609 amino acids.